Helobdella robusta is the source of this 381-nucleotide messenger RNA. RefSeq lists its product as hypothetical. The record is from RefSeq and is a predicted model, not a curated record. The transcript is spliced from 2 exons. Bases 1 to 381 code for a protein of 126 amino acids. NCBI's taxonomy places the organism in Eukaryota, Metazoa, Annelida, Clitellata, Rhynchobdellida, Glossiphoniidae.
AUGUGGUUAGUUGCGAAAAACAGUUCCUUGCUGUCGCCUGAUCUGACGCUGAUCAUUUUACAUAUUGCCUUAAGAAAUUUAAGGGUAUUGGGGUCCAUCGGGCCGAGAACCUUGAUACAUAUUGGCAAGAAUUCCAUCAAGGGGAGGGCGUUCCCAUAUUUUUUUCAUUUUCUCGUCCGCUGCCCUGGCCGCGGCCAAACCGCAUUCUUUACUUGUCAGGUUUACAUAUCGUUCGGCAAGGGUGCCAAGGACCGUAACAUCCCACGCCAAACAUCUGCCGGCUCUCCAAGGGCGGUGCGCAGGGCUCCGUCAAAUUCGCCCAAUUUAGAAGGGUCAAUGUGUUUGGAUGUACGCAGGAAGUACACAAUUUGGGAAAACUGA